AUGAAACCGGCAGCUAGGAGCUUGUCGAUCUCGGCUUCAAUGAUCGCGACCCGCUCGGGAGCAAAGUUGCGUCUCUUCUGCACCACGGGCUUGCUAGCAGGGUUGACAUGGAGCCGAUGGCAGAUGAUGUUUGGGUCAAUGCCAGGCAUGUCAGAUGGUGACCACGCGAACAUGUCUUUGUUGUUCUGGAGGAAGAUGGUCAGCUCCAUCUUCUCGUCUGGGCUUAGGCGCGAGCCGAUCCGCGCUUUCUUCUCUGGCUGA
Messenger RNA from Prunus armeniaca (apricot), 261 nucleotides. The record is from the annotation of a GenBank genome assembly. NCBI's taxonomy places the organism in Eukaryota, Viridiplantae, Streptophyta, Magnoliopsida, Rosales, Rosaceae.